AAUGUGGACCAACACCUCUUCACCCUCCCACAGGGCUACGGCCAGUUUGCCUUCGGGAUAAUCGAUGACAGCUUUGAGUUCCCUGCCUUUGGGUCGAACACACAGCUGGAAGACAACCGAGAUGCUGAGAAUCGGCGAGAGAGGGAGCACCAGUCUCGGCACCGAUACGGCGCCCGGCAGCCUCGCGCGCGUUUCACUGCACGGCGGGCGGCUGGGCGACACGAGGGAGUCCCCACGCUAGAAGGAAUCAUCCAACAGCUGGUCAAUGGGAUUAUUGCACCGACCACAAUACCAAACCUCGGGGUGGGACCUUGGUGAGUUGUG
Molecule: messenger RNA, 324 nt
Organism: Sceloporus undulatus (fence lizard)
Lineage: Eukaryota; Metazoa; Chordata; Lepidosauria; Squamata; Phrynosomatidae
Product: E3 ubiquitin-protein ligase RNF126-like
Exons: 2
Source: RefSeq, a predicted model, not a curated record